This is a messenger RNA of Phodopus roborovskii (desert hamster), 3647 nucleotides long. Its product is annotated as ribonuclease SLFN12-like. NCBI's taxonomy places the organism in Eukaryota, Metazoa, Chordata, Mammalia, Rodentia, Cricetidae. The record is from RefSeq and is a predicted model, not a curated record.
UUGUUGUUGUUGUUUUUUCCUGUUAAAUAGUUGCUUGCUCUGCCUCCUCACCUAUGGUCGGCUUUGUUUAAACCAGUCUACAAUAUUCAAGUAGAAAGCUCUUUGAGCAAAGGUGUGUGCUAGGGCUGAGCCACACCAAACUAGGAACAGGGUUUUCCAACAAAUAAAUAAAGCGGUCUUGGGUUUGACAGUGUGAUCAAAUAUCCUGAAACAAAGAACUGAAAAAUGUAAAACAAGCCACACAAAGCCCAACAUUAUGUGGCUCACUAUCAGGAAGGCUAACGUGGUGAUUGUGUUUGUCCCCAGAACCUGAGGUCACAAAGGAAUUGAGAAGUUCUUUGAAGAAAUCAUGUCUGAAAACUCCCCAAUGUUGGGAGAAGAUGGGAACCCACAGAUGUUCACAGAGUGGUCUGGUCAACUCGAGUGUUCAGGGGACAUUCUCCAGGGCACACAGCAUGCCAAACCAGGACGUCUGAUGGAACCAAAGAAACAAUGUCGUCUGGGAAACAAAGCAAGUGCUAGCAAAAUGAGCAUCAGCCUUGAUCAGGAGACAGACUAUGCAGAACUGGUUCUCUCUGUGGGAGAAAUCACACUUGGAGAGAUGUAUAGGAAGAAAAUGAAAGAUACUCAACUAAGGAAAAGAGAGGCCCAAAGUGUCUCAGAGGCUGUGUGCACUCUGGUGAAUUGGGGGGGCGUGGUCAAGGCUCACAUCAGCAAUUCCAAUUACUCCUUCACCAGAGAUGGAAUGGGACUGGAUUUGGAAAAUUCUUUUGGUAACAUUCUUCCACUUUCUCAGAAAUACCUAGACUACAUGAAGGACAAAGACUACUUUUUAAUUUUUGUGAAACAAUGGAUCCCGGAUAUGUCUGGUCAGCGUGUCCUCACCUGGAAAACCAAUUUCUAUGUGAGAAGUUUGUCAUUGUCCCAUGAACUGAAAGCUCCUGAUGCAGUGCAGUUCCUCAAAGAAAAGAAAUAUGCUAAAGGGAUGUCAGGUUCAAGACUAAGUUGGCCUGGAUCAUUUGGCUGUGAUGAAUUACAACGUGAAAUGCUCGCCAUGUUUUUUAACAAGGAACAGUUGACCUACAAGGAGACUUUGUGUUUCACUAAGUCGAAAUAUGCUGAAGUUAAAAUGUGCCCUAAGAAGAUUAAAGAAAAGAUUUUAGCGAUUCUCCCUCAACCUUUUUCUGCAUUUGCAAACACUGAAGGGGGAUAUUUGUUCUUUGGUUUGGAUGGAGACAACCAAGAAGUAAUUGGUUUUGAAGCCAAUGAGAAUGAUCUGGUGCACCUAGAGAGUGAAAUAGAGGAGUGCAUCCGACAGCUGCCUGUCGCUCACUUCUUUGAGGAGCAGGAGAAGAUAAAGUACACAUGCAAAUUCAUCCAAGUCCACAGGCAGGGAGCUGUGUGUUCAUAUGUCUGUGCACUCAGAGUGGAGAGAUUCUGCUGUGCCGUGUUCACUGCAGAUCCGGAAUCCUGGCAUGUGGAAGGCGGCCGUGUGAAGGGGUUUACUGCGGAGGAAUGGGUCAAGCGCCAGAUGGACUCCACCCCAGGUUUCUCCAAGGGAAAAGAUAAACAGACCCUUCAAUCAAGCAUCCCACCACUCCGUCUCAGUAGAUCGUUUGUUCAUGACAUUCCAGAAGCUCAGCAACAGAGGGCCCACCUUCCAGCCGUGUGUCGAAAGGUGACGUGCUCUCCAGAAGCCCUCUGCAUGGAACUGUGCCCAGAACAGGGGAGAUACGAGCAGUUACUUUGGACAGAGUUGGCCUCACUUCGUCGAGGAACGCUGGUCACCUCUAAGAGCUGGACUCUGGGUCCUGGCUUGCCUGAGAAGCAGGAAGUCAUCUUGGAUUUGCUUCAUAUUUCCCAGGACAGUCUUCUGACCCUUCAUUGCUUUGUCCUGGGAGACGGGGAGCUGGAAGACGACAGCACUGUUCUGAAUGAAUUAGGUGCUAAGUUAAAGAACUAUUGUAAACAAACUGCAUUAACUUUAAAGCAGAUGCUGGUAAAUCUUGGCGGUUACACUGGGAAAGUCGGUGUGGUGAUAAAGAUAGUAUACUUGGGUCAUAGGGCAGUGUCUCUAUAUGAUUCAAGCUCGAAAAUAAGUUACCCUAGAACCUAUUAUCUGACAACCAAGACAGUAAGGCACUUAGAGAAAGCUCUUGCUGAGGUUGUAGAGACGGUGUCCCGACAUAAAACUAUAAUGAUCAGUUUACCUUGAAAUUUUAAACAUAUAGCCUUAGAUACUUUACUUUUUGAGGAAUGUCCUAGAUCAUGAUUGAGACUUCUUGACAUGUGAAAUGGACUAUAAUGCAAUGAUAUUUCAUGCUUUAUGAUAAUGUUCUCUCGUUGGAUAAGUAUAUGGAAAUGCGUCUUUGAAUAACUUCACAAAAAUAGAAAUGAAAUUCUGGGAAAGGGAUUGGCCGUUAAAGAAGACUAUGAUCAAACGGUGCUUUAAAAAUGUGUUCCUGUAAGGGGAUGUGACCUAUGCCUUUAAUUGUAUCACUUGGAGGAAGGCUGGUCCUCUUAGUCUACAUAGGGAGUUCCAGGAAAGCCAGGGCUAUAGGAAGAGACCAUGCCUCAAAAUAAAUACAUAAGUAAAUAAUAUAAAACAAAAAUGUAUCCCAUUCUGCAUUCUGGCUGAGGAAAUUCAUGGUAUCUUUAAUCAAGGAAGACACUCUUCCUAGAGUAGUGAAGAAAAUGAUGAUGAAGGCACUAUAGGCAACGUUCUGUCACAGUGUUGCUGCUCUGCUGCCUGUGUUAUUGCUGUUACAUCUGUGAUUUCCAAAAUCGCAGAGGCAAGGCUCAGGGUAUGUGGAAAGUAAGUACAGACUCCUCACAGAAGCAUACAGUAAAUAUGGGAGGUUUCCGAAAAGGUAAAAAACACAUAGAAACGAAUACAAUUGUCUAUUUUAUCUUGAAGAAAAACAAUGUAUCUGUUGGUGUAAGACUUCAAAAUGUCAACAAAUCCCAGGAACUAGGCCAUACAAAUACUCUCUAUGGGGUAAUGGCAUGUUCUCAAGUUCCCAUUUGUAACAUUGUUCCCUUUUGAAGUCUUGAUACUAUGUCUUUAAGAGUUCGAUAUUAUUCUCUUAUGGUUCUCUUAUGGUUCGAUGUAUGUUUUAUAUUCGAAUUCUAGUAUUGUUUGUGCUGUAGAUUAACACCUAUUAUGGUAUUUACAGCACUGAAUUUAUAUGCGUGUAUUGUGCUUUAAUUUGAAAUGUUGGUGUUUCCUUCAUAAAGGAAGCAAUGUCUUCAUUGUACAUCUUCAUUUGUGAAGGACAACAUUUCUCAACACUUGGACCCUAAGGGUUAUGAUAUAUGUAGUGGUACCUGUUUUGACUUUUGAUGGAGCUCAUCAAAAGGCAGGUUGACCAUCAUGAGAGCUCCUAUGACAGGGGCUUUGGGCUGGUGGCUCACAGAUGCCAGUCAUCCAAAGCCAUGUUUUAUGUUUUUAUCAAUACAAUUUAUUUUUAAAAUCUACUUCAUUUUACAUGUAACUUUUUCUUAUGUCUGGAUCUUUCUGAAUAUAAUUCUUCUCUUUGCAUCUUUCUUUGAUGAAGUUUGAUUGUAAUAUGUGGGAAGUUAUACUUAGCAAAAUUUGGAUGCACACAAAAUAUUCUGCCAUCUUUUUCUAAAAUAAAUGAUCAUUU